GACUGACGGUGGAGGGAAUAGGAGGAUAUUCCACUGGGAACGAAGCACCUCCCCUUUAAUCGCUCGGCUGACUUUCUGACGGAGCUGUAGUCUCUUCACUCGCACGUUUGCAGUCAGAUCGCUACAAGAACCCCCUUGGACCUCGGUGCUCUUCUUUUGUUUCUAGAAAGCGACUGUUUUUCUUUUUACUUGUCCUGUCGUGGAAUUAAAAGCGCAAGCUUCCGAAGGUUUUGUCGCUUUUCUGUGCUGUUUUAUUUCCAUUGACAUGAAGAGACGCGGAAUGAAGCAUCCAAAGUGGCUGAAGGACUGAUUAGGCUUGUCUCCUGCGCUCUCCAUCACACACCAGUACAUUUGGGAAGAGAGCCGUGAUGGCUAAGUGGCUGAAAGACUAUCUGAGCUUUGGCAGCAGGAAGGUGCCUCCACAGCCGCCCACACCAGACUAUACAGAGAGCGAGAUCCUCAAAGCAUAUCGGCUUCAGAGGGACAUGGACUUUGAGGAUCCUUAUGAGGACUCUGAGACUAGGAUCAGGGGUGAAUCUGGGACUUCUGAUCCUGCUACACCUGUGUAUGGUUCUCCCAUGAAGUCCUCUAGUGUGGACAUGAAGUCUCCUAAACACAGACUGAUCAAAGUGGACUCCCAAGAGCUGGGGCGCACCAAGAUCCUCCUCAGUGCUGUCUCUUUAGAGGACCAGCAAGAGCCUGUGGUGCCGUCUGCUCCGCUGGCAGGGGACACAGAUUACUCUGACCCAUUUGAUGCUCGCUCAGACCACCGACCAGAACCAGAUCUAGGACCUGUUCCCUGUGAGAACAACGGUUACAUGGAACCAUAUGAGGCCCAGAGGGUCAUAACAGAGCUGCAGCGUGGUCCAGGAGGAGGACGGGUGCGGGGCAGGGUGCAGCUUUAUGACACCCCCUAUGAAGAUGAGCGUGGCCGGCACCUGGGCCUGGUGUAUGGAGAACCUCAGGAGGAAGGCAAGGACACGAGUAGGCUGCCACAAGACGAUGAGAGGCCAGCCGAUGAGUAUGACCAACCAUGGGAAUGGAAAAAGGACCACAUCUCCAAAGCUUUUGCUGAAGUGAGGGAGUUGUCGGAGUUGCCCUGGCCCACCCCAGUGGGUCAGCUGGAGGAGGAGUUCCCCGUCAGAGAGCAAGCUCAGUUUGAUGGCGCAGAGUGGGACCGCUCCUCGUCGCCCACGGAAAGGCUGCGUCCUCCGGGGCCCAGGUCCAGCCCACUGGCAGGAGGGGGAAUGAAGUUUCGAAUGCCGCAGGAAGGCCUCACGUUGAUGGGGGAGAGGGUGGACCCUACUCUGCCUCUGGAGAAGCAGGUAUGGUACCAUGGAUCACUGUCUCGUUCUGAGGCAGAGUCGCUGCUAACACUGUGUAAAGAGUGUAGCUACCUGGUGAGGAACAGUCAGAGCAACCGCUCCGACUACUCCCUGUCCCUACGAAGCUGCCAGGGUUUUAUGCACAUAAAGUUCACCCAGUGUAAAGACGGCAAGUAUGUGCUGGGACAGAACAGCCCUCUCUUUGACACCAUCCCUGAGGUGAUACACUUCUACACCACACACAAACUACCAAUCCGAGGUGCCGAGCACUUGUCCCUGCUGUUCCCCGUGCUGGUGCAAACACUCUGACUGACUGGGAUGACACCCCCUCCCCGGACUCCCGGGAAAUUCACUGUGAGUGGGCACAUAUCUGGCAGGCUCUUCCCACCAGUGUGCCAGCGCUGUUUUCCUGCUGGACUGGACUACUGGACAACACACCACUAGGCUAAUUACUCACCCACAUCCAGAGGGAUCGAUUUACAUGCAGAACCUGAACUUCAGGCCACCUUAGUUGUAGCUUCUGUUUUUGAUGAACCAAGGGGACUGACUUGACACAUGAAAUUCUUCCUUCCCUCAUUACAUUUUUUUAACAGCUGGAUGAAAUGUAGAGAAAGGUUUUUGAGCUGUAUUUGGGAGAAUCUUUAUUCUGAACAUAGCUUCAGUUUACAGAAGACAUGCAGGAGACAGAGAUUAAAUCACUAUUGUUCUGCAAAAAAAUCAUCUCAUCACCACUGGUAAAAUAUUGCUGUUGUCACAUAGGUGAAAACCUUGUUAUAUUUUGUCAGUUUUUCAUGUUUCUAUUAGAAUUAAUACAUUAAAUUGUACUGUAUACUGAAGGAUGGGGAACUUUUGGGCUUGGGAAACCCUUUUGUAAAUGUUGGAUAAAACACAUUUUACAUUAAAAAUGCUAUUUUUGGAGUUGAAAGGUUUUUACCAACAGCAGUGAUAUUUCACAUGCCUUUCUACACAAAGCUAAACCUGGUAAUUUGCAUCCAUUCUGUUCUGUACUGUCAUGCUGCUGUAUGUUGAGGAUUUGCUUGACACAUCAAGUUAUUUGCUGAAUGUGUGAUCACGCGCACCAGAGAAGCUGUGCUGUACUGGUACUUGUGUUGAUCUUGAUGGCCUGUAUCUCUGUUGCAUUUGGUAGACAGUGCUAGAUUUUUUAUUUUUUUUUUAAAGAAAAAGGCAAUUUGUCACUGUGUUUUCAUUGAACUGAAGGUCAAAGUUUAGAAGCUGAGCUACGGGCUACAUCUGAAGUUAUGUGAUGCUAAUUAGAUGAACACUGAACACUCAGACUCCCAAAUUUGUGAAUGUUGGCCACAUCCCCACACUUCCUACAUACAUACAUGGUGAGUUGUAUUUGAGCUAAAUGCUUGCCAUCUGGAAUGGCGUUUGUGUUGCUUGGUUGCAGUGCUGUGUGGUUAAAAACUGAUUUUAGAGGGGAGCCAGCUUAUACCACACACUGUUACAACCAAUGGAAAUGACAAAUGAAAAAAGUGUAUAUCAUUGGUUCUUAAUCCGUAAGUCUGUUUCUCCAAGGUCGCAAAAGGUAUUAUGGCCAUUUUCUGUCGAUGGUAAAAGAUGAUAGUUCUGUGUUAAUGCAUCCCAUCUGUAUUCAAAUCAAUUUCUCAAGCUUGUUCAGUUUACUGGUUGAUCUUCAUGUAGAUCAGUGGUUCUCAACCUGGGGGCCAGGACACCCACCCCCAACAGGGUUUACAAAUUUAUCUAGUUGGCAGGAAAUGAUGAAAAGCUACAUUCUCAGUUCUUGUGAAAACUGUAUCUUCACCUGUUUAAAAAAAAA
Molecule: messenger RNA, 3126 nt
Organism: Monopterus albus (swamp eel)
Lineage: Eukaryota; Metazoa; Chordata; Actinopteri; Synbranchiformes; Synbranchidae
Gene: shdb
Product: Src homology 2 domain containing transforming protein D, b
Exons: 8
Coding region: 369-1634 (421 amino acids)
Molecular function (GO): phosphotyrosine residue binding
Source: RefSeq, a predicted model, not a curated record